AUGUCCCUAUAUUACGAUGCCGCUACUGUCCUGACAAACGAUGGUCUUUCUGGAUCUCUCAAAUCCCGCAUCUAUGGCAACAACUUGGAGUUGAAAUCCAAGCCGGCGCAUUUAUAUGCCUUGAUCUCGGAGACCGCGAAAUUCGAUGGCUUUUUGAAAGAGGUCAUUGACAAUGCGGGCUUGCUGGCGCAAGAACCAAAGUUGAACCCUACACUGUCUCUGCUGCUGGUUCACGAUCACCUACUUUCCAAAAGCGGGAUUGCCGCAUCCUCCAGUCACCCGCUACGACAGGCGAUAGAAAGACACAAAGCAAGGUUACAAGCAGAAUUCACAAAGGCUAGGUUGAGAAGGAAAUGCGCUACGGUAGAUGACCUGAAACGGCAUCUUUUGAAGGAAAAACCACCGACGCACCGUUCCCAACCUCGAUGGAUCCGAAUCAAUACCCUCAAAACGAGCAUUGAUGAACAACUCGCAACCUCUUUCAAUGGGUUUCGGAGGGAUGCAACCGUGGCCGAGGUGGUAGAAUCUGCGAGCACGGACAAAGUCCUGGCUAUCGACCAGAACAUCCCCAAUGUCAUAGCGCUACCUCCGGAGGCGGACGUCACCAAGACAGAAGCAUAUAAACUGGGCAAACUGAUUUUGCAGGACAAAGCCUCCUGUUUCCCGGCGUACCUGCUAGUCGGUCAGGGGGAUGGCGGCGUCACAAUUGGCGAUUGCAUAGAUGGGUGUGCGGCACCUGGAAAUAAGACCUCGCAUCUUGCGGCUAUUCUUGCGUCUUCUGGUCAUUCAACCAGCAGGAUAUAUGCAUGUGAACGAGAUGCUACGCGAUCGAAAAUACUGAAGAGCAUGAUGGAGAAGAGUGGUGCGGAAAAGGUCAAGGUACUUUUCAAACAGGAUUUCCUCGCUUUGGACCCUCAGUCGCCGAAGUACAAGAAUGUUACUCAUCUACUUCUUGAUCCAAGCUGCUCUGGCAGUGGAAUUGUUGGACGCGAGGACGUUCCUACGCUAGCGCUGCCCUUGGACCCGAGGCAACAGAAAGCCCAGGGCGGCAAACAUGCAGGAAACCUUAAGAAGAGGAAGCGUGGCAGAGAAGAAGCGCAAACGGAGCGGACGAUUGAGCAUGACUCCCUUGAAGCGGAGGAAACCAAAGAAGCUGCUCCCAAUCAGGAACGUUUGCAGAAGCUAUCCGCGUUGCAGACAAUGAUUGUGGAACAUGCUCUUUCUUUCCCCUCAGCGACUCGAAUCACCUAUUCUACCUGCUCGCUGCAUGUCGAGGAAAAUGAGGCCGUUGUGUCACGGAUCCUCAGUUCUAAAAAUGCCAUAUCGCGAGGCUGGCGCGUGCUACGCAGGGACGAGCAGCCGGACGGACUGCGGCAAUGGGAGCAUCGGGGUGUAACUGAUCCACCUAUUGUGGGAAGCCGUGCGUUGAGCGAGGGAGAGCUGGAGGCUUGCAUACGUUGCUAUCCGGACAAUGGGGACGGUACCAUGGGCUUCUUCGUUUGCGGCUUCGUACGCGAUGAUGCAGAGGACAGGGGCCCUAACGACGCCGAUAAGGCUGAUGAGGCCGAUCAAGUCGAUGACGACUGGGAGGGAUUUAGUGAAUAG
Messenger RNA from Exophiala dermatitidis NIH/UT8656, 1605 nucleotides. RefSeq names its product NOL1/NOP2/sun domain-containing protein. The transcript is spliced from 2 exons. Gene Ontology annotation, molecular function: methyltransferase activity. The record is from RefSeq and is a predicted model, not a curated record. Gene Ontology annotation, cellular component: nucleolus. Bases 1 to 1605 code for a protein of 534 amino acids. NCBI's taxonomy places the organism in Eukaryota, Fungi, Ascomycota, Eurotiomycetes, Chaetothyriales, Herpotrichiellaceae. Gene Ontology annotation, biological process: rRNA base methylation.